This is a messenger RNA of Vespa mandarinia (Asian giant hornet), 1074 nucleotides long. Its product is annotated as pyrimidodiazepine synthase. Gene Ontology annotation, cellular component: cytoplasm. The record is from RefSeq and is a predicted model, not a curated record. NCBI's taxonomy places the organism in Eukaryota, Metazoa, Arthropoda, Insecta, Hymenoptera, Vespidae. Gene Ontology annotation, molecular function: glutathione dehydrogenase (ascorbate) activity; glutathione transferase activity. Gene Ontology annotation, biological process: glutathione metabolic process.
CUGCUGCAGACAAGUAUUCUAGAUUUUGACAUCAUUCGGACCGAUAUAUUCUGCAGACAAAAAAAAAAGAAGUAUAUUUGCUAUUAUCUAAAUUUUAUUUCAAUUAAAAAAGUAAUACAACGAAUCAAAUAUAUAUAUAUAUUAAAUAUUAUUUGUUGUUCAAUAUUAAUUUAUAAAUUAACAAUAAUUUAAUACAAUAAACUUUUAUUACAUACAAUAUUGUUAUUUUAUGAUUAUUCUGUCAGAAUAUUAUAAUAAACAAUGAGUUCAUUACAUCUUGGAAAGGGUUCUACUAAACCGGCAGAAAUCGAAGGACAGGCAAGAUUAUAUAGUAUGAAAUUUUGUCCAUACGCUCAUAGAAUUCGUCUGAUACUAUCCAUUAAAAAAAUUCCUCAUGAUAUCGUCAAUAUUAAUUUAAAAAACAAACCGGAAUGGUAUUUAGAGAUUCAUCCAGAAGGAAAAGUACCAGCAUUUGUUGAUGCAGAUGGUAAAGUAAUCGUUGAUUCAACGGAAAUUGCAAAUUAUAUAGAUAAAAAGUAUCCUCUACCGGAAUUAUAUCAUGAAGAAACAAAAAAUCGUGAUUUAGAAUUACUCGAACAUUAUUCCAAGAUUAUUGAUAUUUUUUCAAAUUGUAUACACGGUAAAGAUUCAAGAAUGUUGAAUGAAAUAGUAGAUGAAUUAAGUAAUCUUUUGGAAGAAUUUGAGGACGAAUUAAAAAUGCGCGACACAGAUUUUUAUGGAGGUAAUGAACCUAAGAUGUUGGAUAUUCUCAUGUGGCCAUGGAUUGAAAGAGCAAAGUCAUUAUCAUUAAUUUAUAAACAACCUUUGAAUGUUGAUAAACAAAAGUUUCCAAAAAUUAUGAAAUGGAUUACUGAAAUGAGAGCACAACAAUUUGUACAAGAAAAUGCAUGCUCUUAUGAAAAGUUUGGGCGGCUUAUCAACGAAAUGAAAUCUUCUGAUAUUGAUUUCGAUGCUAUAUAAAGAAUGUCAUCGAAAUUUUAGAAAAUGCUUUUACAAAUACUAUAGACAGACAAAAGAUAAGAACUAAGAGAGAGAAAGAGAAAGAAAGACAGA